Messenger RNA from Nerophis lumbriciformis (worm pipefish), 1863 nucleotides. Lineage: Eukaryota; Metazoa; Chordata; Actinopteri; Syngnathiformes; Syngnathidae. The record is from RefSeq and is a predicted model, not a curated record.
AUGAGGACGCCUUUAAUCUUCGUCACCAGAAGCUGUCAAACUGUUGGCUGCUGGCGACAGAUCGCCUUUUUAUCACGGAUAUCAAGUAAUCACAGGGCGAAGCAUACAAGCAGGAAUGUUUGCGAAGAGGAAAGAAGCUACUACAUAACCACGCCGAUCUUCUAUGUCAACGCUUCACCUCAUCUGGGCCACUUGUAUUCUGCACUUUUAGCUGACUGCAUGCACAGAUACAAGCUUCUACGGGGAUUCAAGUCCAGAUUUGCAACAGGCACAGAUGAGCAUGGUCUAAAAGUCCAACAGGCGGCCGACGCAGCAGGAGAAGACCCCCUGACCUUCUGCACAGGCGUGUCCAAGAGAUUCCGGCAUGUCUUUGGCAACUGCAACGUGUCCUUCACUGACUACAUCAGGACCACUGAGGAGAGGCAUCGGAAAGCCGUGGAGCACUUUUGGUGCACGCUGCAAGACAAAGGACUCAUAUAUAAGGGCAGCUACGAGGGCUGGUACUCCACGCCGGACGAGAGCUUCCUGACGUCAACGCAGGUGGCUGACGCUGUGGAUGUGACGGGCCAGGCAAUCAAGGUGUCCUUGGAUCGUGGACACAAGGUGGAAUGGGUGAAAGAGGAGAACUACAUGUUUCGUUUGUCAUCGUUUCGGACACAACUGCUAGACUGGCUCCACAAAAGCCCUGGAGCAAUCCAGCCUGAGCGUUUCCGUCAGGAUGUUCUCCAGUGGCUCCAGGAAGACCUUCCAGACCUUUCCGUGUCCCGCCAAAGAAGCCGUCUCCAGUGGGGGAUUCCUGUGCCAGGCGAUCCUCAUCACACAAUCUAUGUGUGGCUGGAUGCAUUGGUUAACUAUCUCACGGUGGUCGGUUACCCCGAUGGCCACCUUCAUUGGUGGAGUGUGGUUCGCCAUAUCGUUGGCAAAGACAUCCUAAAAUUCCACGCCAUCUACUGGCCAUCUUUCCUCCUUGGGGCGGGACUGUCGCCUCCUCGGUCCAUACACGUGCACUCACACUGGACAGUCAAUGGGACCAAGAUGUCUAAAAGUUUAGGCAACGUUGUAGAACCCUCUGAGCGCUCACGGGCAUUCACCACUGACGGUUUGAGGUACUUCCUUCUGCGUCAAGGCGUACCCGAUUCUGACUGCGACUACACGGACCACAAAGUCCUUAAGCUGCUCAACGCUGAACUAGCAGACUCCUUGGGUGGCUUACUGAACCGCUGUACCGCUCCUGCUCUCAAUCCCACCCAGACCUACCCGCCAUUCUGCCCUAUGACUUUUCCCAGCGAGCAAGGCGGUAGGGCUGUGUCGGAAGACUACCGCAUGCUGGAUGCUGUGCAAAACCUCCCAACGUUGGUGGCGCAUCACUACGAGAGGCUCAACAUCUACAAAGCCCUGGAGGCCAUCGCGUCCUGCGUGAGACAAACCAAUGGCUUCAUUCAACGCCACGCUCCUUGGAAAUUAAACCGGACGGAUGACUGGGACCAACGCUGGCUUGAAACUGUCAUCCACGUCUCCUUGGAAUGUAUGAGGAUUUAUGGGAUCCUCCUGCAGCCCAUCGUGCCACGAGUUGCUGACAAGCUGCUUUCCAGGCUCGGCGUGCGAGACGACGAGAGAAACUGGAGCGACCUGAACUUUCUGCCAAGCUUCUGUGGGAAAGACUGCCCCUUCCAAGGGAGAGCUCUUGGACCAGAGACAGGCGUGCUUUUUAAUCGCCUGGAAAGUCCCAAUGGAGAAAAGCAAAAGGAAAAUAAAACUAAAAAGCACAUGAAAACAAAUCUCAUCAGUCAGAAACAUCGCACAUUGCCUCGGCUGGCCAACUCAGAAGCUAUAGGAAACAAGUCCGCAAUUGAUCAGCCUUGA